Aspergillus wentii DTO 134E9 is the source of this 1122-nucleotide messenger RNA. RefSeq names its product enoyl-CoA hydratase echA (gene echA). The record is from RefSeq and is a predicted model, not a curated record. Gene Ontology annotation, biological process: fatty acid beta-oxidation. NCBI's taxonomy places the organism in Eukaryota, Fungi, Ascomycota, Eurotiomycetes, Eurotiales, Aspergillaceae. Gene Ontology annotation, cellular component: mitochondrion. The coding region runs from base 133 to 1035 and encodes 300 amino acids. The transcript has 4 exons. Gene Ontology annotation, molecular function: enoyl-CoA hydratase activity.
GUUCUGUGGUGGCAUCAUAGCUUCGGUGCUACUUAUUAGCUAGCUGUUGAACUGCUUUUCCCAUCCACCACAAUUGACACUAUUCCCAUCCCUUCUGUACCUCUCUCUUAAUUAAUCUACUAUAUAAUCAUCAUGUUCUCUCAGCGGUGCUCGCGACUGGUUGCGUCCAGAACAUCUAUCCCCUUGACUUCUUACCUUACCCGAGUUGCCCGGCCUUACUCUGCUGCUGCUCCAGCCUAUAAAAACAUCCUCACCUCAACCCCCAAACCUGGUGUUGGAUUGAGUAUGUCCCUUGAGGACCUUACUUUGAACCGCCCCAAAGCUCUCAAUGCACUCUCCAGCCCUCUUUUCAAGGAGCUGAAUGAAGCUCUGUCGAAAUAUGACGAAGACAAGAGCAUUGGAGCUAUCGUCAUCACAGGUAGCGAGAAGGCAUUUGCUGCCGGAGCCGACAUCAAAGAAAUGGCACCCUUGACUUUCGCUUCCGCAUACACCAACAACUUCAUCGCUCCCUGGUCCCACCUCGCCAACGCCAUCCGUAAGCCUGUCAUCGCCGCUGUUUCUGGUUACGCCCUGGGCGGUGGCUGCGAGCUAGCCCUCAUGUGCGACAUCAUUUACUGCUCCUCGAACGCUACAUUCGGUCAGCCUGAGAUCAAGCUGGGUGUUAUUCCCGGUGCAGGCGGUUCCCAGCGUCUCACCCAUGCCAUCGGCAAGAGCAGAGCGAUGGAAUUGAUUCUGACCGGUAAGAACUUCAGCGGCAAGGAGGCUGCGGAAUGGGGUGUUGCCUCCAAGGUUGUUGAUGGAGGCAGGGAUGAGCUUUUGGAAGAGGCUUUCAAGACCGCGGAGACGAUUGCGGGCUACAGCCGCGUUGCCGUGCUUGCUGGUAAGGAGGCUGUGAACAAGAGCCAGGAGCUCUCCCUUCGUGAGGGUGUUGAAUAUGAGAGGCGCUUGUUCCAUGGUCUGUUCGGAAGCAAGGAUCAGAAGAUUGGAAUGACUGCCUUUGCCGAGAAGAAGAAGCCCGAGUGGUCGCACGAGUAAGGGAAGAUCAUAUAAUACAACCGAUCUUGCAUAUAUAGAUCCGAUAAUGACCAAUUGAGAGCAUUGCUUUGACCUGAUGAAAGCCAG